AGCACAUAAAAACAAAACCAACCACAUCAUCAAUAAAAAUAAAAUAUUACACGACACAAUGCAUCAUCAGCUUCCAGCCUCCUGCUACACUUCUGCCAGCUCCUUUCCUCUGUCUCUAUUUCUCUUCGAUCCGCACUUCACUGUUCUGUUUUUUUUUUAAAAAAAAAAACAUUAUACUAUUUGUACGCUUAGCAACUCAUCUCUCCCUCGAUUCUCGUUAACUACUAUUACGAAAAAUAGUCAAAAAGGCUGCUUUGAUGCUUUUCCAUCUAAUUUUUUCAAGUCAAAUCUCUCAACAAAAUCACAAAUCUGCCGCCUCCCUCUCUCUCUUCUUCGGCAACUCCCAUUUCCAUUCUUUCCAUUUCCAUCUCCCUUUCCAUGUACUGUAGGCUAUAACAGUUACCUUUCCUUCCUCAAAUGUCCCUUCUUUUUUUCUUCAUUAUCUUCACUUUUUCACCACUAUGUUUUGCUCAAAGCAAUACCCAACAACAACCAUGUCCUUUAAACUUCACUAUCCUCCGUCCCAUCCUCCCUAACCCCAGGCCUCGUCUCAACACCUCCAUGGAAUGCCACUAUGUUCGUCAGGGUCUCCGCCUUGUCCUUUCCGACUACCUCAAACGCACCGAUUCCUUCUACCCUCCUUUAAACACCGCCGAGUCCUGUUGGCAAUCUUACCAAUCCCUCGACCCCACCUUCGACAUGCGUUCCAGUUGUGGUUUCCAGACCGAUUGGAUCUCUCAAGGUUGCAUGAACUUAACCACCAGGGCUGAUUUUGAAGCUUUGAUCCCCAACGCCACCUUAUCCGAUGUCGUUUCGAAUUGUAACCAGUCGUUGCAGGGCUCGGCUUGUGCUUCUUGUACUCGAAGCUUGGCCAAUGUGCAAGCUUUGUACUUGACCGACAAUUCAGUAGCAAACGUCUCCGACUGCACCGCUUACCCGUCUAUUUACGCGGCUGCUUUCGCUAAUUACCCUGGACCAACCGAUGAAGCCACCGCCUCUUGUUUAUUCUCGGUUGAUUUUAGCACAAAUAACAAUCGUAAAAGUAACAGACUUGGUCUGAUUUUGGGUGUUUUGAUUGGUGUUAGCGUUGGUUUAACUGUUUUGAUUGGUGGGUCUUGGUUUGCUUAUAGAAAAUACCAGGAUUCAAAGAGAAAGAAAGGGAAAGACAGAAUCAGGAGCCUCGAGAUGGGUGGUGCUGGUGGUGCUGGUUUGUCUUCCAUUACUGAGAGUACCAAUUUGAUUCGCUUUACCUUCGAUGACAUCAAGGAAGCCACUAGGAAUUUCUCGAGAGACAACAUUAUUGGCAAAGGAGGGUAUGGUAAUGUGUACAAAGGUUACUUACCUGAUGGCUCUGAGGUUGCUUUCAAAAGGUUCAAAAACUGUUCUGCCGCUGGUGAUGCCAAUUUCACACAUGAAGUUGAGGUAAUCGCCAGUGUUAGGCAUGUGAACCUUGUUGCUUUGAGGGGAUAUUGUACAACCACCACCACGUUAGAAGGUCACCAAAGGAUAAUCGUUUGUGAUUUAAUGAAGAACGGUAGCUUGUACGAUCAUCUGUUUGGUUCCAUGGAAAGGAAACUCAGUUGGUCAAUGCGUCAAAAGAUUGCACUAGGAACAGCUAGGGGAUUGGCUUAUUUACAUUACGGAGCACAGCCAGCAAUCAUUCAUAGGGAUAUCAAAGCGAGUAACAUACUUCUGGAUGAUAAGUUUGAGGCCAAGGUAGCUGAUUUUGGACUAGCAAAGUUCACACCAGAAGGAAUGACACAUUUGAGCACCAGAGUAGCUGGAACAAUGGGGUAUGUUGCCCCUGAAUAUGCUUUGUAUGGUCAAUUGACCGAGAGAAGCGAUGUGUAUAGCUUCGGCGUAGUGCUUCUCGAGUUGUUGAGUGGAAAAAAGGCACUCACGAUGACUGAUGAUAACCAGCCUUCUCUAGUGGCUGAUUGGGCAUGGUCAUUGGUUAAGUCUGAGAGAGCUUUGGAUGUUAUUGAAGAUGGCAUGCCGGAGUUAGGGCCACCAGAGGUUCUUGAGAAGUACGUGUUGGUCGCGGUCCUUUGCUCGCAUCCGGAGUUACAGUGCCGGCCAACCAUGGAUCAAGUAGUAAAAAUGUUGGAAACAGAUGUUUCAGUUCCCUCAAUCCCUGAACGACCAAUUCCUCUGGUGGCUCAUAUCGAUGACAUUGAGAAAUCGAUAAGCAGUAAUGGCUCGGGUCAUCUCUCUGGUUUGGCUGGCUAUCAAAUAUUUACUUGUGAAAGCAGUCAUCAUUCAGGUAGUAAGGAGGAAGGGACAAGUUUAGGCGCUAUUGAAUAGAGAAAGCUUCCCCGAUUGGUAUGCUCACCCUGAUUUUGAAUGGUUUAGAUUUUGUGCUUCACCAGUUUUAGAAUUGCAUAUGAUGUUGUAAAGAUUCAUUAAUAGUUUCACAGUCACGUUAGGUUCAUUUGAAUUCAAAUGAUAUAUGGGGCACAUAAGUGCUUGCCACAUUUGUAUGUACAGCAACUUCCUCUAGAACAUCAAAUUGAUUUGUUCACCAAAUGAUGCUUAUUGUUUUUUCAUUUUCUGGAAAUUCCUGUAUAUACAUGUAUGUCAUGUUUUUGCCAAUCUGUGGCAUGGAGUUUUGGUCUUAUGAAGAAAGAAUUUGAUUGUUAUGUAAUGCAAGAAUUUGAUUUCUAGACCUUGUUGCCUAAUAUGUAGCUCUUUGCAAGUUCUAAUAAUUCUGCUUAAUUAAUUUCCAUAUAUAUUUAUGUAUAUAUGUAUGUAUGUAAGUCUUCAUUCAAAGAUUGUUACAUGACCACAAAAUGAUCGAGAGAGAGAGAGAAGGCCGGCCUAGUGAAAAGGACCACAAACGGCCUAGCAAGAAAGGCCAUAGACAGCCAAGUGGAAAAGACCGCAGAUGGUCUGGCAAACAAUGCUUAGCCAGCCAGCGUCCUUGACACCACGAGCUUCUUUCCCAAACACACUGGAGAGGAAGUCACUCCAACAGAAAGGAGAAGACAGCCGCUGGGGAAGAAGCCAAGUGUGGUGACGGCAACCUCAGAGGUCCUUUAGGCCGACAGCAGAGGCAGGGAGAACGGAGAAGAGAAACACGAGAUGGCCGAAAGCAAGAAUAGAAGACCUUUUUGAUAGCUUCUUUUAUAUAAAGGAAAAACGGUAUAUCGUAUUCCCGUAUGACGUAUCGAAUGCGACUAUCGAACAUGAGAGUUUGAGCAACAUAGCAGUGGAGAAGAGUGAUAUUUUACAGAUUUGGCUUUAGCAAUGCCGCAUCUGGUGUGAACCAAGGAAGCAUCAUUGUAGUUGAGGAGUCAUGGUUUAAGAAUUUACUGAAGAUGGUUGACUGAAUAUAUUAUAAAUAUGAAGAAGCAGAUAAGACGGCCCUGAGGUGGUUUUUUUCUUGUGUCUGGUCUUAGACUUGACCAACCACGAUUGUAAGCGUGAAUUCAAACGUCUUAAAGUUGACUAGUCAAAGCAAAAAACGGUGGCUGAUAAUAAUAAUUAAAGAAUGAUGACUGAUA
Messenger RNA from Gossypium arboreum, 3503 nucleotides. Its product is annotated as probable LRR receptor-like serine/threonine-protein kinase RKF3. Bases 418 to 2304 code for a protein of 628 amino acids. Lineage: Eukaryota; Viridiplantae; Streptophyta; Magnoliopsida; Malvales; Malvaceae. Gene Ontology annotation, biological process: protein phosphorylation. The record is from RefSeq and is a predicted model, not a curated record. Gene Ontology annotation, molecular function: protein kinase activity; ATP binding. The transcript has 2 exons.